UGGGCCUGGGUGCAUGCUCCAUUACUGCUAAAGCUUCUCAGGGAAACGGGAGAGGAGUCUAGAGGGGAGAGGGUGUUAUCUAGGAUAGCAAGCCUCCCUUCUGUAUAUUAAUAUGUAGUCAUGUUUCAGUUAUGUCCUUUGCAGAGACUUCAGUGCGUUCUGGGAAGGUCCAAGAAAUCUGCUGAAGGGAAAAGAAGAACAAAUAGUGCAAGCAGCGGGGACUAGAGCAUCCUGCAGAGCGCCAUGCUACCUCUUCAUCCUGUGUCCUUUCCUCCUCUGCCAUUCUGCCAGGGAAUGGCCCCGGAUACCAAAGUCUAUGACCUCAGAGAGACAGCUUUGUGUCAGAGCUUUCAGAGUGUCUUGAGAGUUCCGCUGCUGGUGUCACCCCCAACUCUGCUCUAAGGCAUCCCAGAGUUCAAAGCAGCUGCAUGGGAGAGACUGAUCCUCAGAGGAACUGAGAACUCCUUAUUCUUUCUUUCAUAGGUACAAUCAGAACAGGCACCAUGAGCUCCACCGAUUGCUCAUCGCAGAAGCUUGACAAGCGUGACUCCAUACACCACAUGAGCCACUCCCAGGCGCGGCCAGAGCUGCCCCCUCUGCCCGUGUCUGCAAAUGAGGAGCCAUCUGAAGUCUAUGAGACUGUCAUGUCGCACAGCUUCUACCCCCCUCUGAUGCAACGCACAGCCUGGACCUUGGCUGUGCCCUUCAAAGAACAGGACCACCACCGUGGACCCAGUGACUCCAUUGGCAACAACUAUUCCUUGAUGGCCCAGGACAUGAAACUGAAAGAUCUGCUGAAGGUCUACCAACCAGUCACCAUCAAUGUUCCUAGGGAUAAGACCAGUCCAGGGCUGCCAUUAGGACCUAAAGCCUCGUCAGAGCCCUCCAAGAAGAAAAUGAAGUUCUCCUUCAAAGUCAAGGAGGAUGCCACCGGGAUGCCGUUGGCCUGCAAACACUCCUCCUCCUUGCCCAUGAAGGAUGACGAGGACUCAUGGCUGGCCCACCCAGGAAGCAGACCCAUGAGUCCAGAGCAGCAGAUGGAUGUGAUGCUGCAACAGGAGAUGGAAAUAGAAAGUAAAGAGAAAAAACCAACUGAGUUAGACCUGGAGAGAUAUUACUACUAUUUGACCAACGGCAUCCGCAAAGACAUGAUUGCCCCCGAGGACGAGGAGGUGAUGAUGCGAAUUUACAAGCUGAUUCCCAAGGUCCUGCUGACAACUCCAGCCCUUGAACCCCUUCAAGUCAAGCUUAGGUCUGAGAAGGAAAGUGACUAUUACUUUAGCCUCAUGAAAAGCAUCGUGGAUUACAUCCUCAUGGACCCAAUGGAGAAGGGAAGGCUGUUCAUCGAGAGCAUCCCUCGCCUGUUUCCUCACAGAGUGAUCCGGGCCCCUGUGCCCUGGCACAACGCCUACCUGAGCGCCAAGAAGUGGAAUGAGGAACAUUUGCACACGGUGAACCCCAUGAUGUACAACCUCAAAGAACUGUGGUUUUCAGAAUUUAAAGACCUCAGAUUUGUUCGAACAGCGGACUUACUGGCUGGAAAGCUGCCCCUGCUGCCUAAUGAGUACCAGGAGGUGAUAAAGAAGCACUGCCUGGAAGCGCGUCAGAUUCUUCUCAACAAGUGGAUCCCCACCUGUGCCCAGCUUUUCAUAUCACUGAAGGAGCACUGGGUCCACUUCGCUCCCAAGAGCGACUACGAUUCCUCUCGAAUCAUCGAGGAAUAUUUUGCUUCUGUUGCCUCCUUCAUGUCACUCCAGCUCAGAGAGAUGGUCACUAAGUCCCUCCAGGACCUCGUUGCCUUCUUCAUGAUACACAAGGAUGGAAACGAUUUUAAGGAGCCUUACCAGGAGAUGGAGUUCUUUAUACCUCAACUAAUCACAAUUAAUCUUGAAGUGGAUGAACCCAUUAUUGUCUUCAACCCAACUUUUGAUGACUGCUGGGAAUUAAUAAAGAAUUCCUUCUUGGAAAUUAUUAAGAAUUCUGAUGGGAUCCCCAAGGUGGAGUCCAUCCUCUUCCCAGAGCUGAAAGGCUAUAGCCUGAUCCUUGGAACUGUUGAUCCUGAAGAGAACCUUGUUUCCGAUUUUGUGAAUCAGACUUUUGAGGUGUUUAAGAAAAAUCAAGUUGGACCUCACAAAUACUUAGAUGUAUACAAAAAGUAUGGCGACUUGCUGGAUAACAUGGCAGAGCAAGGCAUCACUGAGUUCCUAAAGGAAAACCAUGAGAUUGAGGACUUUGUGAUGAGUAUCAAUAGAAUAAAAAAGAGGCGAAAUGAAAUUGCAUCCAUGCACAUCACUGUGCCUUUGGCCAUGUUCUGUCUUGAUGCCUUGUCUCUAAAUCAUGAUCUCUGUGAGCGAGCUCAAAACCUUAAAGACCGUCUGAUUCAGUAUCAAGUGGAUGUAAACCGGGACACCAAUAACAGCAUUUGUAAUCAGUACAGCUCCAUCGCUGACAAAGUCAGUGAGAUCCCUGCCAACACCUCGGAGCUUGUGGCCCUCAUCGAAUUCUUAAGGAAAUCCAGUGAUGUCACUGUGUUCAAACUAAGGAGGCAACUUAGAGAUGCAAGUGAACGGCUUGAGUUCCUGAUGGAUUAUGCAGAUUUGCCCCAAGAGGAUAUCAAACUGAACAGCACCCUGUUCCUCUGGCCUGACCAGAUAGAAGAUGUCUUUGAAAACAGCCGAAAUCUGCUCCUUAACAAGAGGGAUCAGGCAGAGAUGGACCUAAUUAAAAGGUGCUCAGAAUUUGAGUCAAGACUUGAAGGCUACAGCAAAGAGCUGGAAACAUUCAGGAAGCGUGAAGUGAUGACCACAGAAGAAAUGAAGAACAAUGUAGAAAAGCUCAAUGAGCUCUCUAAGAAUCUAGACCUGGCACUGACAGAAUUUGAGUUGAUCAACAAGGAAGAGGAGCUGUUGGAGAAGGAAAAGAGUUCCUUCCCUCUUCUGCAAACCCUCAUGGUCAACAAGGUGCCCUAUGAGCAGCUGUGGGUAACGGCCUAUGAGUUCAGCAUCAAGUCAGAGGAGUGGAUGAAUGGCCCCCUCUUUUUACUGAAUGCUGAGGAAAUUGCAGAGGAGAUAGGGAAUAUGUGGAGGACAACAUACAAGCUGACCAAGACCUUGGUAGAUGUGCCUGCGCCCAGACGCUUAGCAGAGAACGUCAAGUUGAAGAUUGAGAAGUUCAAGCAGCACAUCCCCAUCCUCACCAUCUCCUGCAACCCUGGGAUGAAGGAGCGGCACUGGCAGCAGAUCAGUGAGAUCAUCGGCUAUGAGAUCAAGCCCACAGAGACGACUUGCCUCGCAAACAUGCUGGAAUUCGGAAUCGGCAAAUUUGUGGAAAAGCUGGAGCCCAUUGGUGCAGCUGCCAGCAAGGAAUAUUCUCUGGAGAAAAACUUGGAGAAGAUGAAGUUAGACUGGGUCAACAUGACGUUCAGUUUUGUGAAAUACAGGGACACCGAUACCAGUAUCUUGAGCGCAGUUGAUGACAUUCAAUUGCUCCUCGAUGAUCAUGUCAUAAAGACACAGACUAUGUGUGGCUCCGUAUUCAUCAAGCCAAUAGAAGCAGAGUGUCGGAAAUGGGAAGAAAAGCUAGUUCGGGUGCAGGAUAAUUUGGAUGCCUGGCUAAAAUGCCAAGUCACUUGGCUGUACUUGGAACCGAUCUUCAGCUCAGAAGAUAUCAUAGCCCAGAUGCCAGAGGAAGGCAAGAAGUUUGGCACUGUGGAUAAUUACUGGAAGUCACUCAUGGCUCAGGCGGUGAAAGACACAAGAGUUCUAGUGGCAGCUGACCAGCCAAGAAUGACGGAAAAGCUUCAGGAAGCCAACAUUCUGUUGGAAGAUAUCCAGCGGGGGCUGAAUAACUACCUGGAGAAGAAGAGGCUCUUUUUCCCCAGGUUCUUCUUCCUGUCAAAUGAUGAGCUUCUGGAGAUCUUGUCAGAGACAAAGGACCCACUCAGAGUGCAGCCACACUUGAAGAAGUGCUUUGAAGGAAUUGCCAAGCUGGAGUUCACAGACAAUCUGGAAAUUAAGGGCAUGAUCAGCUCAGAAAAAGAAACCGUCCCGUUCAUCAAGUCAAUCUACCCAGCAAAAGCCAAAGGCAUGGUGGAAAAGUGGCUGCAGCAGGUGGAGCAGAUGAUGCUGGCUAGCAUGCGGCAUGUUAUUGGAAAUGGGAUUGAAGCUUAUGUCCAGGUCCCUCGUAACAUCUGGGUUUUGCAGUGGCCUGGCCAAGUAGUUAUCUGUGUCUCCUCCAUCUUUUGGACCAAGGAGGUAUCUACAGCCGUAGUUGGUGACACUCUACUGGACUUCCUGAAAAAGAGCAAUGACCAGAUCGCAGAGAUCGUUGAACUGGUGAGAGGGAAACUGAGCAGUGGGGCGAGGCUCACUCUUGGGGCCCUCACUGUCAUCGACGUCCAUGCCCGUGAUGUGGUGGCCAAGCUGGCACAGGAUCACGUCACCAGUCUAAAUGAUUUCCAGUGGAUCUCGCAGCUGCGAUACUACUGGGAGGAAAAGAACGUUCAUGUGCAGAUGAUCACCACAGAAGCCUUAUAUGGCUAUGAGUACCUGGGAAACUCCCCCCGCCUGGUGAUCACCCCACUCACAGACCGCUGCUACAGGACUCUAAUGGGAGCUUUGAAGCUAAACCUUGGAGGUGCUCCAGAGGGUCCAGCUGGGACAGGCAAGACAGAAACCACCAAAGAUCUGGCUAAAGCUUUGGCCAAGCAGUGUGUGGUCUUCAAUUGUUCUGAUGGUUUGGAUUACAAAGCCAUGGGGAAGUUCUUCAAGGGGCUGGCCCAAGCUGGAGCAUGGGCCUGUUUCGACGAAUUCAACAGGAUAGAGGUGGAAGUACUGUCAGUGGUAGCCCAGCAGAUCCUCAGCAUUCAACAAGCAAUUAUCCGGAAGCUGAAGGUAUUCAUGUUUGAAGGCACUGAGCUCUUGCUGAACCCAACCUGUGCCGUCUUCAUCACUAUGAACCCUGGGUAUGCUGGCAGAGCCGAGCUGCCAGAUAACCUCAAGGCCUUAUUCCGAACAGUGGCCAUGAUGGUGCCAGACUAUGCUCUCAUUGGUGAAAUCUCUCUCUAUUCUAUGGGCUUUCUGGACUCCAGGAGUCUUGCCCAGAAGAUUGUCGCCACCUACCGAUUGUGUUCUGAGCAACUCUCGUCCCAGCACCACUAUGACUAUGGCAUGCGGGCCGUCAAGUCUGUGCUCACAGCCGCAGGCAAUCUGAAACUUAAGUACCCCGAAGAGAAUGAAAGUGUUUUGCUGCUCCGGGCCUUGCUGGAUGUCAACCUCGCCAAAUUCUUGGCUCAAGAUGUCCCCCUGUUUCAGGGAAUUAUCUCAGAUCUGUUUCCUGGAGUUGUCCUUCCAAAGCCGGACUAUGAGGUUUUCCUGGAAGCGCUGAACAACAACAUCAGAAAUAUGCAGCUGCAGCCAGUGCCUUGGUUUAUUGGGAAGAUCAUCCAGAUCUACGAGAUGAUGCUGGUAAGACAUGGCUACAUGAUCGUUGGAGAUCCCAUGGGUGGCAAGACAUCUGCUUAUAAAGUUCUGGCUGCAGCUCUGGGUGAUUUACAUGCAGCCAACCAAAUGGAGGAGUUUGCUGUGGAGUUCAAGAUCAUCAACCCCAAGGCCAUCACCAUGGGGCAGCUCUAUGGCUGCUUUGAUGCAGUGAGUCAUGAGUGGACUGAUGGAGUCUUAGCCAACGCGUUCCGGGAACAAGCGUCUUCCCUCACUGAUGACCGCAAAUGGAUUAUAUUUGAUGGUCCAGUAGAUGCUGUUUGGAUUGAAAAUAUGAACACUGUCCUGGAUGACAAUAAAAAGCUGUGUUUAAUGAGUGGUGAGAUCAUACAGAUGAGCCCCAAGAUGAGUCUGAUCUUUGAGCCAGCAGAUCUGGAGCAGGCCUCCCCUGCCACUGUGAGCAGGUGUGGGAUGAUCUACAUGGAGGCUCACCAACUAGGCUGGAAGCCCUUGAAGGACUCAUACAUGGACACUUUGCCAUCCAGUCUCUCCAAAGAGCACCAUGAACUGGUUGAGGACAUGUUCAUGUGGCUUGUCCAACCCUGCCUGGACUUUAAUCGCCUCCACUGCAAAUUUGUGGUGCAAACAUCUCCCAUUCACCUAGCCUUCUCAAUGAUGCGGCUGUACUCCUCUCUGCUUGAUGAAAUCAGGAACAGUAUGGAGGAAGAAAGUGAGUUAUAUGAAAGUCUGUCAAGCCAGCAGAUCUUCCUCUGGCUACAAGGGCUGUUUCUCUUCUCCUUGGUGUGGACUGUGGCAGGUACCAUCAAUUCUGAGAGCAGAAAGAAAUUUGAUUUGUUUUUCCGCAACCUGAUCAUGGGUGUGGAUGAUCGUUACCCAAGGCCCAAAAGUGUGAAACUCACCAAAAACAACAUCUUCCCAGAAAGAGGAAGCAUCUAUGAUUUUUACUUCCUCAAACAAGGUGGUGGACACUGGAAUGCAUGGACGGAAUAUAUCACCAAGGAGGAGGAAACUAUCCCUGCGAAUGCAAAGGUGUCAGACCUCAUCAUCCCGACAAUGGAGACAGCCCGGCAGUCCUUCUUCUUAAAAAUCUACCUGGACCACGAGAUCCCGAUACUGUUUGUGGGUCCCACAGGCACCGGCAAAUCAGCCAUCACCAACAACUUCCUCCUGCACCUUCCCAAAAAUAUCUUCUUGCCCAACGUCAUCAAUUUCUCUGCCAGAACUUCAGCCAAUCAGACCCAGGAUAUCAUCAUGGCUAAGCUGGACCGCCGGAGGAAAGGCCUUUUUGGGCCUCCCAUAGGGAAGAAGGCAGUGGUGUUCGUAGAUGACCUUAACAUGCCAGCCAAAGAAGUGUAUGGAGCCCAGCCCCCCAUCGAACUGCUGAGACAAUGGAUUGACCACGGCUACUGGUUUGACAAGAAAGACACGAACAGGCUGGACAUUGUGGAUGUUCUGCUGGUGACUGCCAUGGGCCCCCCUGGUGGAGGAAGGAAUGACAUCACGGGACGGUUCACUCGCCAUCUGAACAUUGUUUCCAUCAACGCCUUUGAAGAUGACAUCUUAACCAAGAUUUUCAGUUCUAUCGCCGACUGGCACUUUGGGAAAGGGUUUGAUGUCAUAUUCUUACGGUAUGGAAAGAUGCUGGUCCACGCAACUCAGACAAUUUACAGAGCUGCAGUGGAGACCUUCUUGCCAACUCCCUCCAAGUCACAUUAUGUCUUUAACCUUCGGGAUUUCUCACGGGUGAUCCAGGGUGUACUUCUGUGCCCCCACACCCACCUGCAGGAUUUGGAAAAGUUUAUCCGGCUUUGGAUCCAUGAGGUUUACCGAGUCUUCUAUGACCGUCUGAUUGACAAUGACGACAGGCAGACUUUCUUCAACCUGGUAAAGGAAACCACCUCCAAUUGCUUCAAGCAGACCAUGGAGAAGGUGCUCAUCCACUUAUCACCCUCGGGGAAGAUAGUUGACGAUAACAUCCGCAGCCUCUUCUUCGGGGACUUUUUGAAGCCAGAAAGUGACACAAAAAUCUACGAUGAAAUCACUGACCUGAAAGUCCUCACAGGGGUAAUGGAAUACUACCUGGAUGAGUUCAACAGCAUCAGCAAGGCCCCCAUGUCUUUGGUCAUGUUCAAGUUUGCCAUCGAGCACAUCUCCAGAAUCUGCAGAGUCCUGAAGCAGAACAAAGGCCACUUGCUCCUGGUGGGCAUCGGGGGCAGUGGGCGUCAGAGCGCCACCAAACUGUCCACGUUCAUGAACUCCUAUGAGCUGUACCAGAUCGAGAUCACCAAGAACUACACAGGCAGUGACUGGAGAGAGGACGUGAAGAAGAUAAUGCUGCAGUCUGGAGUGGCCACUAAGAGCACUGUGUUCCUCUUCUCUGACAACCAGAUCAAGGACGAGUCAUUUGUAGAGGACAUCAACAUGCUCCUGAACACAGGGGAUGUGCCCAAUAUCUUCCCAGCUGAUGAGAAGGCGGACCUUGUGGAGAAGAUGCAGACUGCAGCCAGGACAGAAGGAGAGAAGAUUGAAGCCACUCCCUUGUCCAUGUACAACUUCUUUAUUGAGAGAGUGAGAAAGAACCUUCACAUUGUUCUUGCCAUGAGUCCCAUCGGAGAUGCCUUCAGAACCCGCCUGAGGAUGUUUCCUUCGCUUAUCAACUGCUGCACAAUUGACUGGUUCCAGUCCUGGCCAACCGAUGCCCUGGAGUUGGUGGCCAACAAAUUUCUGGAGGAUGUGGAGCUUGAGGACAGCGUUCGGACAGAGGUUGUGUCCAUGUGCAAAUACUUUCAGGAGAGUGUGAAGAAGUUAUCCCUUGAUUACUACAACACACUUCUCAGGCACAACUACGUGACCCCCACCUCCUACCUUGAAUUGAUCCUAACCUUCAAAGCACUCCUGAAUAGCAAGAGACAAGAGGUGGACACCAUGAGGAACCGCUACUUGGCAGGCUUGCAGAAACUGGACUUUGCAUCUUCACAAGUGGCUGUCAUGCAAGUUCAGCUGACUGCCCUUCAACCACAGCUCAUCCUCACCUCUGAGGAGACGGCAAAGAUGAUGGUGAAAAUUGAAGAGGAGACGAAAGAAGCUGAUGCCAAGAAACUUCUGGUGCAGGCUGAUGAGAAGGAAGCUAAUGCCGCUGCAGCCAUCUCUCAAGCGAUCAAGAAUGAAUGUGAGGGGGACCUGGCUGAGGCUAUGCCAGCACUUGAGGCUGCCCUCGCUGCCCUCGACACCCUGAACCCAGCUGAUAUCACUCUGGUGAAGUCCAUGCAGAAUCCACCAGGCCCUGUCAAGCUGGUUAUGGAGAGCAUUUGCGUCAUGAAGGGACUGAAGCCAGAGAGGAAGCCAGACCCCAGUGGCUCCGGUAAGAUGAUAGAAGAUUACUGGGGAGUGUCGAGAAAGAUCCUUGGAGAUCUAAAGUUCUUGGAAAGUCUCAAGACAUAUGACAAAGACAACAUCCCCUCGGUGGUUAUGAAGCGAAUCCGGGAAAGGUUCAUUGAUCACCCUGAUUUCCAGCCAGCUGUCAUUAAAAAUGUAUCAUCUGCCUGUGAGGGCCUGUGCAAGUGGGUGAGGGCCAUGGAAGUGUAUGACCGAGUGGCCAAGGUUGUGGCUCCCAAGCGGGAGCGACUGAAGGAGGCUGAGGGGAAGCUGGAAAUACAGAUGCAGAAGCUGAACCAGAAACGGGCCGAGCUGAAGUUGGUGGAAGACCGCCUCCAGGCUCUCAAUGAUGACUUUGAACAGAUGAACACCAAGAAGAUGACACUGGAGGAGAAUAUUGAGAUCUGCUCCCAGAAGCUGAUCAGAGCAGAGAAGCUGAUCAGUGGUCUUGGUGGAGAGAAGGACAGAUGGACAGAAGCUGCCCGGCUGCUGGGGGUCCGCUAUAAUAACCUGACAGGGGAUGUGUUAUUGUCCUCUGGGACUGUGGCUUACCUGGGCGCCUUCACAGUGGAUUAUCGGGCCCAAUGCCAAAAGGAAUGGUUAGAUUGCUGUAAGGACAAGGUCAUUCCAGGCUCCUCUGACUUCAGCCUCAGCCACACCCUAGGGGAUCCCAUUAAGGUUCGUGCCUGGCAGAUAGCUGGGCUUCCCGUUGACUCCUUUUCUGUUGACAAUGGCAUCAUCGUGUCCAAUUCCAGACGUUGGCCCUUAAUGAUUGAUCCUCAGGGACAGGCCAAUAAGUGGGUGAAGAACAUGGAAAAAGCAAACAAGCUGUCUAUCAUCAAGUUCUCUGAUAGCAACUAUGUGAGGACUCUGGAAAAUGCUCUGCAGUUCGGCACCCCUGUCUUGCUGGAAAACGUUGGAGAAGAGUUGGACGCCUUUAUUGAACCCAUCUUGCUGAAGGCAACAUUCAAACAGCAAGGAGUCGAGUACAUGAGACUAGGUGAAAAUAUCAUCGAAUACUCUAGGGACUUUAAGUUCUAUAUAACAACACGUCUGAGAAAUCCACAUUAUCUCCCUGAAAUCGCCGUGAAAGUCUGCCUUCUCAACUUCAUGAUCACGCCCUUGGGUCUCCAAGAUCAACUCCUUGGUAUUGUGGCUGCCAAGGAGAAGCCGGAACUAGAAGAGAAAAAAAACAAGUUGAUUUUAGAAAGUGCUCAGAAUAAGAAGCAGCUGAAGGAAAUUGAAGAUAAGAUCCUAGAGGUCUUGUCCUUGUCUGAGGGCAACAUCCUCGAAGAUGAGACUGCCAUCAAAGUUCUGUCCUCUUCCAAAGUGCUGUCUGAGGAAAUCUCUGAGAAGCAGGAAAUAGCCUCUGUAACAGAAACACAGAUUGAUGAGACCCGGAUGGGCUACAAGCCUGUGGCUAUUCACUCUGCCACCAUCUUUUUCUGCAUCUCCGACUUGGCCCACAUCGAACCUAUGUACCAGUAUUCUCUGACUUGGUUCAUCAACCUCUACGUGCAGUCCCUAGCCAACAGCAGCAAGAGCAACGAGCUGGAUCUGCGGAUUGAGUACAUCAUUGAACAUUUCACGCUGAGCAUCUACAACAACGUGUGUCGCUCACUGUUUGAGAAGGACAAGCUACUUUUCUCCCUCCUCCUGACCAUUGGCCUUUUAAAGGAAAAAAAGGCAAUCAAUGAAGAAGUUUGGUACUUCCUUCUAACUGGAGGUGUGGCCCUGGAUAACCCUUUCCCCAACCCAGCUCCUGAUUGGUUAUCAGAAAAGUCGUGGGGUGAGGUUGUUCGAGCUUCCUCCUUACCCAGACUGAAAGGUCUGAUGGAAGAUUUCGUACAAAAUGUCCAAGAAUGGAAGCGUAUCUAUGACUCAGCCUGGCCACACGAGGAGAUACUGCCCUCACCUUGGAAGUUCCUUCACACACUGGAACGGAUGGUGAUCCUGCGAUGUUUGCGGCCCGACAAGAUGGUCCCAGCCAUUCAAGACUUCAUCUCUGAAACCAUGGGAAAGGUGUUCAUCGAAGCCCCAACCUUUGACCUCCAGGGAUCCUACAAUGAUUCCAAUUGUUGUGCACCACUGAUUUUCAUACUGUCUCCAGGUGCAGACCCAAUGGCAGGUCUGCUGAAGUUUGCAGAUGAUGUUGGCAAGGGAGGUACCAAAACACAGACCAUCUCCCUCGGACAAGGACAAGGUCCUAUUGCUGCCAAAAUGAUCCACAAUGCCAUCCAAGAAGGGACCUGGGUGGUCCUCCAGAACUGCCACCUGGCUACAAGCUGGAUGCCUGCUCUGGAGAAGAUCUGUGAGGAGGUGAUUACCCCUGAGAACACCAAACCGGAGUUCAGACUCUGGCUAACAAGCUACCCAUCAGAGAAGUUUCCCGUCAGCAUCCUCCAGAAUGGGAUCAAAAUGACCAAUGAGCCCCCCAAAGGACUCAGGGCCAAUCUUCUGCGUUCCUACCUCAACGACCCAGUCUCGGACCCUAAGUUCUUCCAGAGCUGCACAAAGCCAGUUAUAUGGCAGAAACUGUUGUUUGGACUUUGCUUCUUCCAUGCCAUUGUCCAAGAGAGGAGGAACUAUGGAGCCCUAGGUUGGAACAUCCCUUAUGAGUUCAAUGAGUCUGACCUGAGGAUUAGCAUGCGGCAGAUCCAGAUGUUUCUGAAUGACUACAAAGAGGUGCCCUUUGAAGCGCUGACCUACCUGACAGGGGAAUGUAAUUAUGGUGGCAGAGUGACUGAUGACAAAGACAGGCGUCUUCUGCUGUCCCUCCUGUCCCGUUUCUACUGUAAGGAAAUUGAAUCAUCAGAUCGCUACUCCAUUGCUCCUGGAGAUGUUUACUACAUUCCUCCCAUGGCAACUACCAGAUUUCCUUUCCAGUCCUACAUUGAGUAUCUCAGGACCCUUCCCAUCACUGCACACCCUGAAGUAUUUGGUCUCCAUGAGAAUGCUGACAUCACCAAGGACAACCAGGAAACCAACCAACUUUUCCAAGGAGUGCUGUUGACGCUCCCAAGACAGUCAGGAGGGAGUGGGAAGUCUCCUCAGGAAGUGGUUGAGGAGCUAGCCCAGGAUAUACUCUCCAAGCUUCCCAGAGACUUUAACCUUGAAGAGGUAAUGAAGUUGUACCCUGUGGUCUAUGAGGAAUCUAUGAAUACCGUUCUAAGGCAGGAGCUCAUCAGAUUCAACAGGCUGACCAAAGUGGUUCGCAGAAGCCUUAUUGAUCUUGGCCGUGCCAUCAAAGGGCAAGUCCUAAUGUCCUCGGAGCUAGAGGAAGUCUUCAGUAGUAUGCUCGUGGGUAAAGUGCCAGCCAUGUGGGCAGCCAAGUCCUACCCGUCACUGAAGCCCCUGGGGGGUUAUGUUGCUGACCUAUUGGCCCGCCUGGCCUUCUUCCAGGAAUGGAUCAUCAAUGGACCCCCUGUGGUCUUCUGGAUUUCUGGGUUCUACUUUACACAGUCUUUUUUGACGGGAGUUUCUCAGAAUUUUGCCAGGAAAUACACCAUCCCCAUUGACCACAUUGGAUUUGAAUUUGAGGUAACCACACAAGAGACGGCUAUGGAGGAUAGCCCAGAAGACGGGGCCUAUAUCAAAGGGCUUUUUCUUGAGGGUGCCCGUUGGGAUAGGAAAACAAUGCAAAUUGGAGAAUCUUUCCCUAAAAUCCUCUAUGACCCAUUGCCCAUCAUUUGGCUGAAACCUGGGGAGAGUGCAUCAUUCCUGCAUCAGAACAUUUAUGUGUGUCCAGUGUAUAAGACAAGUGCCCGGAGAGGCACCCUCUCUACCACUGGCCACUCUACAAACUACGUCCUGUCCAUUGAGCUUCCAACAGACAUGCCCCAGAAGCACUGGAUAAACCGAGGUGUGGCCUCACUGUGCCAGCUGGAUAAUUAAUGGCAGGUGCCUCAAAAUUGAGAGUAAAUGGUGUUUCAUUCUCCAUUAUAAUAUAGUCUUUCAUUCUUGAAUUAUAUAGACCGAAGGUAACAAUGAUAUAAUAAUUACAUAAAUAGAGCCAGACAUUUCAUAGCAGCCCUAUUAAGUAGGUUAUCAUUAUUAUUGUUGUCAUCAUUUCAUGGCUGCAGAAACCACGAGAAGGUAGGCAGUACUCCCAAAUUAGAUAGAUACUAAACUUGGAACAGAGGCAGUGUGACCUUCCACCUAGACUUGUGAUCUUUUGGCUUAAGCUUGCUUGGGGUUGUUUUCUUUACCUGGGGUUUUUCUGUCACUGUCACAGAAUUUCAGUCAUUUCUUUUCCAUAAAAGAUUGAGAAGGAUUUGAUUUUUUUUUAAAAAGCUCUUGGUAUAUUUUAUUAAUAUUGCUGUGUGUGUGUGUGUGUGUGUGU
Molecule: messenger RNA, 13176 nt
Organism: Acomys russatus (golden spiny mouse)
Lineage: Eukaryota; Metazoa; Chordata; Mammalia; Rodentia; Muridae
Gene: Dnah3
Product: dynein axonemal heavy chain 3
Biological process (GO): microtubule-based movement
Cellular component (GO): dynein complex
Molecular function (GO): dynein intermediate chain binding; minus-end-directed microtubule motor activity; ATP binding
Source: RefSeq, a predicted model, not a curated record